Enhydra lutris kenyoni (northern sea otter) is the source of this 1758-nucleotide messenger RNA. Its product is annotated as synaptotagmin 11. The record is from RefSeq and is a predicted model, not a curated record. Gene Ontology annotation, biological process: vesicle fusion; calcium-ion regulated exocytosis; regulation of calcium ion-dependent exocytosis. NCBI's taxonomy places the organism in Eukaryota, Metazoa, Chordata, Mammalia, Carnivora, Mustelidae. Gene Ontology annotation, cellular component: axon; membrane; synapse. The transcript is spliced from 4 exons. The coding region runs from base 246 to 1541 and encodes 431 amino acids. Gene Ontology annotation, molecular function: clathrin binding; SNARE binding; calcium ion binding.
GGCCUACCUCGCAUCAGGACCAGUCUGGCUGCACCUGCAUCCUUCGCUCAGAGCAUCCCCCGAGCAUCCGAGGAGGCGGCCGCAGCUGGCAACCGGGGGCCCGACCGUCACAGGAGGCGUCCGCCAGACACCUUCCCCCUCCCCUGAGCUAGCGCUAUACAGCGGCGGCCUCGGUGCUGGCCGGGCGCCCCCAGACUUGCCCGACCCCUGAGAAAGCAUUUGUAGCAAGAGCCUCUGGCUACGACAUGGCUGAGAUCACCAACAUCCGACCGAGCUUCGAUGUGUCCCCAGUGGUGGCUGGCCUCGUCGGGGCAUCAGUGCUGGUGGUGUGCGUCUCGGUGACCGUCUUUGUGUGGACAUGCUGCCACCAGCGGGCAGAGAAGAAGCACAAGACCCCCCCGUAUAAGUUCAUCCACAUGCUCAAAGGCAUCAGCAUCUACCCAGAGACGCUCAGCAACAAGAAGAAAAUCAUCAAAGUGCGGAGAGACGAAGACGGCCCUGGGAGGGGAGGCGGGCGCGGGAGUGUGCUGGUAGAUGCCGCCGAGGCCGGCCUGCUGGGCCCCGACCGGGGUCCCAAGGGCCCGGGCUCUGGUUCUUGUAUGGACCAGUUACCCAUCAAGAUGGACUAUGGGGAAGAACUAAGGAGCCCCAUUGCGAGCCUGACCCCCGGGGAGAGCAAAACCACGUCUCCGUCAUCUCCAGAGGAGGACGUCAUGCUGGGAACCCUCACCUUCUCCGUGGACUAUAACUUCCCGAAAAAAGCCCUGGUGGUGACGAUCCAGGAGGCCCACGGGCUGCCAGUGAUGGACGAGCAGACCCAGGGCUCUGACCCUUACAUCAAAAUGACCAUCCUCCCUGACAAGCGGCAUCGGGUGAAGACCAGAGUGCUGCGGAAGACACUGGACCCCGUGUUCGACGAGACCUUCACCUUCUACGGCAUCCCGUACAGCCAGCUGCAGGACCUGGUGCUACACUUCCUCGUGCUCAGCUUCGACCGCUUCUCCCGGGACGACGUCAUCGGGGAAGUCAUGGUGCCGCUGGCUGGCGUGGACCCCAGCACGGGCAAGGCACAGCUGACCAGGGACAUCACCAAAAGGAACAUCCAGAAGUGCAUUAGCAGAGGGGAGCUCCAGGUGUCUCUGUCCUACCAGCCCGUGGCACAGAGACUGACCGUGGUGGUCCUCAAAGCCCGGCACCUGCCGAAAAUGGACAUCACCGGCCUCUCAGGUAAUCCUUAUGUCAAGGUGAACGUCUACUACGGCAGAAAGCGCAUCGCCAAGAAGAAAACCCACGUGAAGAAGUGCACUUUGAACCCUGUCUUCAACGAGUCCUUCGUCUACGACAUCCCCCCCGACCUCCUGCCUGACGUCAGCAUCGAGUUCCUGGUCAUCGACUUCGACCGCACCACCAAGAACGAGGCGGUGGGAAGGCUGAUCCUGGGGGCACACAGCGUCACCAGCAGCGGCGCUGAGCACUGGCGGGAGGUGUGUGAGAAACCCCGCAAGCCGGUGGCUAAGUGGCACAGUCUGAGCGAGUACUAGUCGUGUCGUCCUCGCCUGGGCCCGGGCCAGGCAGGCCGACGGGGACGGAGAUGCCACACAGGAGCGGACUCAGAACCUCAUUUUAGUUGUAGAAGAUUUCUUACAAAACACACCCCACAAAGAACACCCCACAUGACCACAGCUGCAGAUCAGUUCUUAGCGAUGACGAUUUUUCUCCUUUGCAAGGCACUAGAAAUCUUUUUUUUUUUUUUUUAAU